Molecule: messenger RNA, 953 nt
Organism: Phalaenopsis equestris
Lineage: Eukaryota; Viridiplantae; Streptophyta; Magnoliopsida; Asparagales; Orchidaceae
Product: heme-binding protein 2-like
Exons: 2
Coding region: 51-710 (219 amino acids)
Source: RefSeq, a predicted model, not a curated record
UGAACAUUUACUCCUUUUUAUUCUCAUCGAAAGCAGCGCUGAAAAGGAGAAUGAGUAUGAUGGGGUCUCCAGCCGCAGCCUCCUGCGUCAUCCUCGCCAAUCUUCUCGCUGUUGUCACCGGGAUCGAAUCCCCUCAAUACACUGUCAUCCACUCCGAAUCCGAUUUCGAGAUUAGGGUUUACAGAGAGUCUACCUGGAUGUCCGCUUCCUCUGAUAAAAUUUCAUUUGAGAAAGCUACAAAGCUCGGAUUUCACAGAUUAUUUCAGUACAUUCAAGGAGCCAAUUUGAAUUCCUCGAGAAUCAGAAUGACCACCCCUGUAUUAACCAGUAUUGUUCCGGAUGCAGGGCCCCUGCAUUCCUCAGCCUACUCUAUCAGAUUCUAUCUUCCCUCCAAAUUCCACGCUUACCCUCCCAUUCCUCUCCCAGAAUUGAACCUCCACCCUGUGCAUUGGCCCACUCGCUGUGUUGCAAUCAGGCAGUUCUCUGGAUUUGCCCGUGAUAACAAUAUUGUGAAGGAAGCUGAGAAACUAGCCGUUAGCUUGAGGAAGUCACCCUGGGCCAACUCCACUGAUUCUUUUGACAAAAACUCAUAUUCCAUUGCUCAGUAUAAUUCUCCUUUUCAUUUCGUCGGUCGGAUUAACGAAGUGUGGGCUGAUAUCGAUGCAUCGAAGAUACCGGGUUGCGAAUCGGGUCGUGUUGCUGCCUAUUGAAAGCUUGGAAGUAUGCUUCAUUUGACAAGAUGUGAGAAGUUUGAGCUCCAGGAAAAAAAAAAAUGAAUAAUGUCUGAUAUUGCAUGUAUCAGAAUAUUGUAAUUUGUAAAUUUUGUAAGGUUAAAUGCAGAUGGGAAAAGGAGGUGCUGAUUCUCUUGGAUCCUGUGGUCAUAAUGAUGGUAUCGUUUCAGAAUGUUGCAAUGUCUUAAUGCUUCAAAGUAGUGAAGGUGUUUUUAUGGCCAU